Messenger RNA from Plasmodium malariae, 969 nucleotides. It is a transcript of the gene RACK, whose product is annotated as receptor for activated c kinase, putative. The transcript is spliced from 2 exons. Lineage: Eukaryota; Apicomplexa; Aconoidasida; Haemosporida; Plasmodiidae. Gene Ontology annotation, cellular component: nucleus; cytosol. The record is from RefSeq and is a predicted model, not a curated record. Bases 1 to 969 code for a protein of 322 amino acids. Gene Ontology annotation, molecular function: protein kinase C binding; ribosome binding; translation regulator activity. Gene Ontology annotation, biological process: rescue of stalled cytosolic ribosome; positive regulation of protein phosphorylation.
AUGGAAAAUAUAAAAGAAGCGGAGAUAUCGUUAAGAGGUGUACUGGAAGGAGGUCAUAGUGAUUGGGUCACUUCAGUUUCAACACCCACUGACACAAAAUUAAAAACCGUUGUUAGCGCUUCAAGAGAUAAAAAGCUAAUAGUGUGGAGUAUCAACCCCGAUGACGAUUCGGGAGAAAUCGGAAUGGCUAAAAAAUCAUUAACCGGUCAUUCUCAAGCUAUCAAUGAUGUUUCUAUUUCAUCAGAUGGUUUGUUUGCAUUGUCUGGUUCUUGGGAUCACUCAGUUCGUUUAUGGGAUUUAUCUCUAGGAGAAACGAUUAGAUCAUUUAUUGGUCAUACGUCUGACGUUUUUAGUGUUUCAUUUAGUCCAGACAAUAGACAGAUCGUUUCAGCUAGUAGAGAUAAAACAAUUAAAUUAUGGAAUACUUUAGCACAAUGUAAGUAUACCAUAACAGAUGAACAACAUACCGAUUGGAUUACAUGUGUUAGAUUUUCCCCAUCUCCAAAACAGGCAAUUAUUGUAUCCUGUGGAUGGGAUAAAUUAGUUAAAGUGUGGAAUUUAAAAAAUUGUGACUUAAAUAAAAACUUAGAAGCACACACAGGUGUUUUAAACACAGUUACUAUAUCUCCUGACGGUUCAUUAUGUGCAUCCGGAGGAAAAGAUGGAGUUGCCAAAUUAUGGGAUGUUAAUGAGGGAAAACAUUUAUAUUCUUUAGAAACUGGAUGUACUAUAAAUUCACUCUGUUUUUCUCCAUGUGAUUAUUGGUUGUGUGCAGCAACAGACAGAUUUAUAAGAAUAUGGAACUUAGAAAGUAAAUUAAUAAUUUCCGAAAUAUAUCCUGUUAAGCAGUCCAAAGUAGGUUUGCCUUGGUGUACAUCCAUUACAUGGUCAGCUAAUGGUCAACUCCUAUUUUGCGGUUCCACUGAUGGAAACAUUUACGUUUAUGAAGUUAAAAAGCAAUCCAUUUAA